UUGGGCCUCGAGAUGUCCCGUAGACUCGGCUGGCUUGCCGUGUACAGUCUGUCAGUGACCCUCUUCACGUAUCUCCUCUUUCUGAAGAGGGAGGCCAAGCCGGCACAGCAGGGAGGGGGCCCUGUGGUGAGGCACCCCUUCUGGGCACCUACAGUGUCCCACCACAGCCUGUGUCUGCCCAACUCUGAAGUGACCAACACAUCCACAGCCCUGCCUGUCCGUCACCGCCUCUUCCUGACCUAUAAGCACUGCCGGAACUUCUCUACCCUAUUACAGCCCACAGGCUGCCCCACUGACACCUUCCUUCUGCUGGCAAUUAAAUCGUUGCCUGCUCAUGUGGACCGGCGUGCAGCCAUCCGCAGCACCUGGGGCCGGCUCAGGGCCCUGCACGGGGGACAGCAGCUAAAACUGGUGUUUCUCUUGGGAGUAGGGGGAACUUCUCCACCCCCUCAGUUGUUGGUUUAUGAGAGUCAGGAAUUUGAUGAUAUUUUACAGUGGAACUUUACCGAGGACUUUUUCAACUUGACUCUGAAGGAGCUUCACCUCCAAAGGUGGCUGGCUACCAGCUGUCCACAGGCCCAGUUUGUCCUCAAAGGGGAUGAUGAUGUCUUCGUCCAUGUGCCCAAUGUCCUGGAGUACCUAGAAGGGCAAGACCCCAGCCAGGAUCUCUUUGUUGGGGACGUGAUCAGUGAAGCCCUGCCUAACAGGAACACUAGGGUCAAGUACUUCAUCCCCCCCUCCAUGUACCGUGCUCGCCACUACCCACCUUAUGCUGGAGGUGGGGGAUAUGUGAUGUCCCAGGCAACAGUUCGAGGGCUCCGGGCUGCGGUGGAGGAGGUGGACUUAUUCCCCAUUGAUGAUGUUUUUGUGGGGAUGUGCUUGAAGAAACUGGGAGUGAAGCCAACCCACCAUGCAGGAUUCAAGACUUUUGGGAUUCAGCGCCCCCUGGACCCCCUAGACCCAUGUCUGUACAAGGGGCUGCUGCUGGUGCACCGUCUCAGCCCCCUGGAGAUGUGGACUACAUGGGCUUUGGUGAAGGAUGAGGGCCUGAGGUGUGCUGCCCUUCCUGCCCGGACCCAACAGACUGGCUGAGGGCGUGUCUGAGAAGGCCAGACUGGUAGUGUCCAGAGCUAGUAGGGGAUUUUGCCAUUGGUUACUCUGUACAAAAGCUAAGAGAGCUUUUAAAGUAAUGUAGCUUAAUAGGAAAUUAUUUCCCAAACAGUAGUCCCACUGCAGUGUAGCCCCACUAAAGAUUCCCUUUAACUUUGAUUAAAAACACACACAAAGAGCCUGG
Trichosurus vulpecula (common brushtail) is the source of this 1294-nucleotide messenger RNA. RefSeq names its product UDP-GlcNAc:betaGal beta-1,3-N-acetylglucosaminyltransferase 4 (gene B3GNT4). NCBI's taxonomy places the organism in Eukaryota, Metazoa, Chordata, Mammalia, Diprotodontia, Phalangeridae. The coding region runs from base 13 to 1092 and encodes 359 amino acids. Gene Ontology annotation, molecular function: hexosyltransferase activity. Gene Ontology annotation, cellular component: membrane. The transcript has a single exon. The record is from RefSeq and is a predicted model, not a curated record.